Stylophora pistillata is the source of this 2154-nucleotide messenger RNA. RefSeq names its product 3-oxo-5-alpha-steroid 4-dehydrogenase 1. The record is from RefSeq and is a predicted model, not a curated record. Lineage: Eukaryota; Metazoa; Cnidaria; Anthozoa; Scleractinia; Pocilloporidae. Gene Ontology annotation, biological process: steroid biosynthetic process. Gene Ontology annotation, cellular component: membrane. Gene Ontology annotation, molecular function: 3-oxo-5-alpha-steroid 4-dehydrogenase activity.
UUUCUGUAACAGUAAACCGCCAAGAAAAAAAUACAUUCAGACAAAAAAUUCAACAACUGGUACUGAAGAUGAUAGAAAUAUCUUUAUGACAGUUGAUGGAUGAUAAACAGCUACUCAGUGAUUAAACAUUGUUUUCUACUAAGGGUUUAGGUUACAAAAUACAAAAAUCAACUGAUAGUGACAGUUUACCACUGAACCAUACAAUACCAUUAAAAGAGACUUAAAAAAAGUGUUAACAGUGCAAAUAUUGGAAUGUCGCCAGGUAAGGAAAGGAGUAACAGGCCAAUCCAGCUUAAGAUUACUAAGCCUUGUGCAGCGACUCACAGUUACAUAGUUUUAGGCUUUGUGGUUUUCUCACAUGUCCUGAUAUCUAGUGGGAUUAGUAAUGACAAAAUGAGCAUGCAAAUAAUUAUAGAGACUAUUACAUGCAAUGUGUGCACAAGUGAUUUUUAUUUACAAGUUGCAAUAUAUAAUAAUAAAUAAUAAUAAAUAAUAAUAAUAAUAACAAUAAAAACCCAAAAAGUGAGUGCAGCCAACAAGAGAUUUUUUUUUUGCAUCCCAACAAGUGAAAAAAAAUUGUUCAAGCACAUUCCAUGGUGCGAUGUUUUCAUUUCAUUAUCAUACAUACUGAGAUUUUACCUUACUGACUGACAUGUUUCAAAGAUUGGAAGCAAAUGACUGAAAAUAGAUUGUUCACCCAAUCAAAGACAUGAAUGAUAUAACAUCACAGUGUAAAUCUCAGUACGUAUGAUAUAAAAUUCUGAUGAUCAUUCUGCUUUUUCAGGUUUAACAGCAAAGAGUGAUAUUGUUUGAUGUACCACUGUUGACAAACAUUCCAGAAGGAUAUCAGAUAUAGGUCCCCCAAGGAUAACUACUCAUUUGUUAUAAGACUUACCUGAUAAUCUUAGCAAGUCUAGCAAGAUUUUGGUACAGCCCCAUACUUCAAUAUAUGCAAACAGUUCUUGGAUAAAGAAAACAAUGGUUUUCAUCACAGUUGCAUAUUAAGAAAAUGGCUUCCCUCCUAGACUUUGCGAAAGGGCUGGAGGAACUCCAGCUCAUCUUCAUUCUCUCAAAGAUAAUGAUGGUGACGGGGGUAAUUGUUGCAGUCUGUCUUAUCUUUCUUAAGGCCGAAUAUGGACGGUACUUUUCGUCGAAUUCAACACGGAAGUACGGCUUUGCUGUAGAUGCAAGAGUUGCAUGGUUUGUUCAAGAACUACCAGCCUUCGUCGUUCCAUGUCUGCUGCUUUUGUAUGCUCGCAAAGAUGUCUUUGGAUUGACUCCCAAUAUGAUUCUGCUAUCGUUGUUUUUAUUACAUUACACUCAGAGGUCGCUUAUUUACCCUUGGCUUAUCAAAGGAGGGAAACCGACUCCUAUGUUUCUGUCAUUUCUGGCGUUUAUGUUUUGUGCAUUGAAUGGAUACAUGCAGGCAAGAUAUUUGACAAAAUAUGCUCGUUAUGACAUGUCUUACGUAUCAAGUCCCCGCUUUGUUUGUGGUUUGGCAAUAUUUUUCAUUGGGAUGGCCAUCAAUAUCCAUUCAGAUCACAUUCUACGCAACUUAAGGAGACCUGGCGAAACAGGAUACAAGAUUCCAAGAGGAGGUAUGUUCACAUAUGUGUCAGGAGCCAAUUUUUUUGGUGAAAUAGUUGAAUGGGCUGGUUUUGCUAUUGCUUGUUGGUCACUUCCCAGCUCAGCCUUUUUCUUGUUUGCUGCAUUUAAUAUCGGCCCAAGAGCAAUUCAACAUCACAGAUGGUAUCAUACAAAGUUUGAAGAUUAUCCAAAGUCUCGUAAAGCUCUGAUUCCGUUUGUUUUGUGAAACAGUGAAGGAAAUUAGGGAAGGGAAGUAAUGAAUGAACAUUAAUUUUCAAAUUUAGAGUUACCAUGUACAGUAUUUUUUUUCUUAUGUGCAUUGAGAACCAACAAUAACAUGUGCGGUAUACUCAAAAUGCUUUGUGUUAGUAACAGUUUCCCACACCACUGGUCAAGUUCGCCAUUCAUAUUUCAGCAUUUUAUGUAACAUUUAACUCUUCCCUUAAUAAAGUAUUUUUUAUCAAAGGCAAAGAUUGACAUAUGAUUGCUUCUUUGAUCUUUUAAGUUUGCAUGGACAGUAAAUAAAUGGUGUGGGAGAAGCAAAAAUUCUCCAUUGAUGAAUGGUAA